AGGAAAUCUUGGUUAUGGAUAUAAUGUAGUAGGACCGCUGGAAGCUACGGCGAAGGGGGGGAGACAUUUCUGUUUAUAACGUUGGUCGAAUAAUGUAGCUAUUUCAUCGCUACAAUUCGGCUAUAGAACGUAGCCUACUAAGCGAAGCAAACCCGAUGAGUUAUUCCAGGUGAGUUUUCGGGGAAAGUGUCGCUGUGGCCGCUCACCUCCUGGCAAGGCUACACGGGGGUCCUCCUCCCGGGGACAUCUCAGUCCAGUAUCCGCUCUACCUACCUCUGUCCCCGAAGGAUGGCCACAAAACCCAGCGUACCCGGUCUGACAAGAAAAGAUCGUUUCUUCUCAUCAACGGUGUGUGUUUGGCUGCAGUGACCUGUGAGGGUGUUGCCAGUGACAGAGCAAGGAUCAACUCCUGCCUUCAGCCUGUCUUUGUCUGAGUGGGAGGAGUCAGGGUUCAAAGGUUGUGGCUCUGAGGACCCGCGGGCUGUAUUUCCAUAUGAGGCCCUGCUGAGGGGGCUGGGGACCAACCAAGGUUUUGGAGUAACACACGUUUCUCUUCCCGGUGCAGGGAUGGCCACAUCUAUAUCAUGACAAUGAUGGACAUGAGUGCCCAAGGGCCGUGAGAGCCCCUUGGAAACUUCAUGCACAAACCCACUUUCUUCCUCACACAGAAACACACACUCUCUCUGACACACACACAGUCUUAUUGACACACACACACACACACACACACACACAGAGUAUGUUGGAGGUCCAGGAGGAAAGGCCUGCCACAGCAGGAGGAACGGCAGUGACACACUUCAGCAAGAAAGAGCGAGGGAAGAAGGAACGAGAGGAGGCCAAGGACAGCCGGGGGAAUCUUGGGAUUAUCGGGAACAGUAUUCCAGGUUCUGGUGGCCGAGGGAACGGCAGAGGGAAAGCCCCUCACACACACACAGGCAGCCCCCAGCAGCUCAUCACCCCACCCUGCUCUGUGGUGCUGGGAGCCCCCUCCAUUCAUCACAACAGACUGAAGAACUCCCCAUCCACCAACACACAGAGUCCUAAACCCAAGCCAGAAGUCAUGGUGCGCUCCCCUCCCGUCAUGUCUCCCUCCGGUGGUGCCGCCCAAAUGGACUCCAAACUGCCCAAUCAGAGCAAACCAGGAAGCGGCGGCAGCCAACUUCAGGCUUCGCCCUGCGACCUCAAGACAGUGGGUGCUAAGGGCUCCCAGCAGGGGGGUGUAUUGGGGACGGGUCCAGGGGGCAUGGGGGGGCUGAAGAACGGCCAGGGCCUGACCUCUGGGGGACAGGGGUCAAAGGUGAAGGUAAAAAGAGAGAGGAGCACCUCGGUGGAGUCCUACAACGAGCAGCAGCCAGACACAGUCACGCCCACCAGCGACGACAAGGACAGUAACAGGGUGAAGAGGAUGUGUGUGGCUGAGAGGAGGCAGCCCUACAGUGGAGCUGACUGGUGCUCUGGAGGAGAGAGUGAUGAGGACGACAAAGGAUUCUUCAACUGUAACUCCAGUGACGUGAAGCCCCAGGACUCCAACUCCCAUCCUCCCUCCAACGCCGGACUCAGCCGCUCUUCCACGCCCUCCCACAAUCCACUAGGAGGCCAGGGCGCAGCGUCGGAGUCGGCGGGUGGUCAGAAGCCUGGGUCUAAAGUGGUUUAUGUCUUCACUACAGAGAUGGCCAACAAGGCAGCCGAUGCUGUUUUAACAGGACACUCAGAAAACAUAAUCAACUUCCACAUGAAAAACAUCUCCAACAGCAAGGACAAGACCCCCCUCCCACCCCUGAACAAUCAGACAGGACCCCUCCGAGGUGACUCCAAGCCCUCUCAGCAGUCAUCUCACCCCUCAGACCAGAACCACCAGACAGUGUCUAAACCUGGCAUGACUGAUCAAGCUCCACCCCAGCCCCCUCCCCAGGGGAUUAAGCCUGGUUCACUCACCCAGGAUGGGGCCUCCUCAGCAGGCAUGGACCCCAAGAACAUCCCUGGUAAUACCAUGGGUCCAGGUGACCAGACCCCUGGGUGCCAGCCUCAGUCCGAACAGGGCAUGCCCCCUGUGAACCCCCCUCAGCCUGGGGAAGGAGGAGGGCCGGGGUCCAUGGGGAUGGGUCAGCCUGGUCUGACACCCCAGCAGCAGCAGCAGCAGCAACUGGCCCAGGAGCUUCUCAACAUGGAGGCUAACACAGAGGGCCUGUCCCAGGAACAGCUGCAGCACCGCCAGCGCUCCCUCCAGACCCUCCGAGACAUCCAGCGCAUGCUCUUCCCCGACGACCGCGACGCCCCACCGCCACCCGGCCCCCAUGGGGGACCCCCACAGCCCCACGACGGCAUGCCUGAUGUGGGACCCAGGAGGCCGGAGCAGGGUCCUCUCCAGGCCAUGAUGGCCCAGUCCCAGAGCCUAGGUCCACCAGUGGGGCCAGGAGGGCCCCGACCCCAGGGACCCCCAUUCGGCCCCCCGCAUGGACACCCCAGAGACAUGCCCCCCUUCCCAGACGAGCUGGGUCACAUGAUAGGUCCUGGGGGGUGUGGAGACGGAGAUCACAUGACCCCGGAGCAGGUGGCCUGGCUGAAGCUGCAGCAGGAGUUCUACGAGGAGAAGAAGAGGAAACAGGAAAUGCAUCACCGCCCACUUCCUCCCGACAUGAUGAUGCACCCCCAUGGGCCGCGCGGCAUGAUGAGAGGACCCCCACCGCCCUACCAGAUGGGCCCCGGAGAGGUGUGGGGUCCAGGGGGGCCGGGAGGGCCAUCAGAGCACUACCAGGAGCGCAUUGCCAUGGGCCCCAGAGGGAUGCCGCCUCACAUGCAGAGAAUGCCAGGGUUCCCCCAGGGCAUGAUGAACCCUGAUAUGGAGGGACCCCCCAGGCCCGGGAUGGGCUGGCCUGAAGACAUGCCCCCCAGAAUGGGGAUGGGGGAUGGCCGAGGGUUUCCAGGAGGGCCAGGGGGGAUGUUCGGAGGUCCAGGGUUGCGGGGAGAGCGCUUCCCCAACCCCCAGUCAGUCCAGGAGGCCAUGUUUCACCAGGGCAUGGGGGGCGACAAGGGACCGGGCCUUCCUCCACAGAUGAUGAUGGAGAUGCAGAGGAUGAUGGGACACCAAAGAGGCGGCAUGGAGCCGGGCAACGGGGGCGGGAUGAUGUUUCCCAGGAUGCCUGGCGAGGGCCCCAUGAGCCCCUCCUCCAGACUGGCUGUGAUGGGGGGCCGGGACAUGGGCCCUGAGUUUGGCAUGGGCCCCCAUGGGAACCCCCAACUACGAGAUGGGCCAAUGAAUAUGAGCCCAGAUGAGAUAAUGAGAAUGAGAGGGCCUCCAAUGGACAACAUAGGGCCCCAGGGGAGGCAGAUGCAGGGGUCCCACUUCCCUGACCAUCCCCAGCCAGGGGACUUCCCCAUGGGGCCCGGACGGCCCUUCCCUGGGGGUCCUGGAAGUAUGAGGGGGCCUCAUGGAGAGCAGCCCUACCGUGGCCCGGAGCACAGGACCACGCCUACGGGGGGCAACGGCCGCCUCAACCACCUUCCCCCCGCCGCCGGAACACCCCAGGGCCAGAGGGGACGUAAGCCUGCAGAGCUGAACAUCCAGUCAGGAGGGGCCAGCUCGCCCAGUCUCAAUCCCCUCAAGUCCCCUCCUUUGAGGCAGGUGCAAUCCCCCAUGAUGGGCUCUCCCUCUGGGAACCUCAAGUCCCCCCAAACCCCCUCCCAGCUGGCUGGUAUGCUCUCCGGCCCUCCGGGAUCCAAUGGCCCCCCUAACACUGCCAACUCGGCCCCAAUGAAGUCCCCUCACUCUAUGAUGGGGUCUGCUGGUGCCUCCCCAGUACAUAUGAGGUCCCCGUCCCUCCCCAACCCUUCUCCAGGGUGGGCAUCCUCCCCCAAACCCCCCAUGCCCAGCCCAGUACUCCCCCAGCAGCAGGGGGGAAAAACCCCCCUCAGUAUGACCUCACCUAACAUGAUGGGUAACAUGGAGCAAGGUGGUAACGCCCCCCCCUCGUCAGGAGCCCAGUCUGGCCCCAUGCCCCUCCAGGGGGGUCCAGGUGGCGCCCCGACCGGCAGCCCCUAUUCCCUCCCCCCCGAACCCACGCUAUCCCAGAACCCCCUCUCCAUCAUGAUGUCACGCAUGUCUAAGUUCGCCAUGCCAAGCUCCACCCCCCUCUACCACGACGCCAUCAAGACGGUGGCGAGCUCGGACGACGACUCGCCCCCCGCGCGCUCCCCAAAUCUAGCCCCCAUGAACAACAAUGGUAUGGGAAUGAACCAGCACCAAGGUCCUCCUCGUAUGAUGGGCCCCGGCUCCUCUGGCUCCAUGCCUGCCCUCAGUCCCCUGGGUAUGACCCCCAUGGGCUCCCAGCCUCUCUCCCACGGCAUGCCCCAGCAGAUGCCCUCCCCCAACAUUGGCCCGGGCAUGAUGCCCCAUGGCAUGAUGAUGCCCCCCAACCCCCAGGACCAAGGCAUGGGCAACCCCCAGAUGAUGCCCCAGGGGCGCAUGGGCUACCCCCACCGAGUGCAGGGCUACCCCCUGCCCCAAUCCCCCUCCCAGCAGGGUCCCUUCUCCCCCCACAACGGCCCCGGACCCCAGGGCUUCCCAGGACAUCCCAUGGGCUUCCAGGGAGAGGGAGGUCCUAUGGGGGGCCGGGUGGGGAAUAUGUCCCAUGGAGGGGGAGGCGACGGGGGUAGGCCCAACAACCCUGGAGGACCGCAGUUCAACAUGCAGGGAGAGUUCAGUGAUGCAGAUCUGCAUGAAGUGAUGCGAACAGGAGCAUCCGGUAUGCCAGAGUUUGACCUGUCCAGGAUCAUCCCAUCAGAGAAGCCCAGCCAGACUCUGUCCUACUACCCCAGGGGAGGAGGAGAUGGGCCCGGCCCAGGGGGGAAACCUCCACACAUGCAGGGGAUGAUGCAGGGUAUGAUGGGGGAGGGCCCGCCCAGGAUGGGCAUGUCCAUGCAAGGGAUGGGGGGGAUGCCUGGGGGGCCGGGAGGUGGUAUGGCCCCCCAGGACAUGCACAUGGGAAACCCUUCCCACAAUCAUAUGCGGUCGCAUGGGCCCCCGGGGUUCAUGGGUCAGGGAAUGAUGGGACCCCAGCACCGGAUGAUGUCACCGGGGGGUCCGGGGGGCAUGAUGCAGGGGAAGGAGAGGGGGGUGCUCUACAACCACCCUGGGCCUGGGGGGUCGCCCAAUAUGAUGAUGUCACUACAAGGCAUGGGUGCCCCCCCCCAGCAGACGAUGAUGAUGGGAGGGCAUAUGAGGCAGCGUGGCAGGGACAUGGACAUGGGGUUCAGCCCAGGGCCCGGAAUGUUCUAACACACAACUCAUAGAAUCUUGGACCUUGAAUGUUCUGAGCCGAUAUACAGUAUGAGGAUGGAAUAAGUCUCACAGCAGAUAAGAGAUGGAUUAAAACGCAGGAAGUAAGGAAUGAAAGACAGAGGUGGGUUCUCUGGAUUGAAACAUGUAGUGCAGAGGAGUGGGUAGUUAUUGGCUUGUGGGAGCUACAUAGCCCAGUACUUGUCUUUUACCACAAGCAUUUCAUUUAGUCUCUUCAGAAAUGUCUGAAUGUAUGGGAUUGCUGUGCUUCAAUGUCCAUUUCACCUGUUCAAGUGUGUUUUUUUCUUUUAAAUCUCUGAUUUAUAAGGGUCAGUUGAGCAUCGGAGAGGAAUGGAGUGAACCACCUUGGAGGACUGUACACUGUAAAAAUCAACAAUGGAUUUGUCCGGUAAUGGAUAACAAACAUAAAAAGACUUUGUGGAAUAAAAUCGUACUUUGAGAAUAUUUCAAUGGAACUCCAUCUUCUCUCUGGCUCCAUCGUUUUGACUAUUUCUGUCCAGUAUGACUGUGUGUAUGCACCUGUGUGUGUGUGUUUUUGUUGUAAGUAUGUAUAGGGAUUCUAUCAAUGACCUCUAAGCUCUCUUAUCCACCUUUCAUUGGGGGAGGGACGCCCUACUAAAGAACAGUACUGUUUUCCAUUGGUGGGCUAUUUUAAUUUCCUUUGUAACUCCAGUGUAUAACAAACCAAACUAUGACCUCAAAGAUACUAGUAUUAUUAAAAAAGCACAAACAUGGAUCAA
Molecule: messenger RNA, 6036 nt
Organism: Salvelinus sp. IW2-2015
Lineage: Eukaryota; Metazoa; Chordata; Actinopteri; Salmoniformes; Salmonidae
Product: B-cell CLL/lymphoma 9 protein
Biological process (GO): canonical Wnt signaling pathway; positive regulation of transcription by RNA polymerase II
Cellular component (GO): beta-catenin-TCF complex
Molecular function (GO): beta-catenin binding; transcription coactivator activity
Source: RefSeq, a predicted model, not a curated record